GAAGUUGUUGAAGACUCGUACUGGUUAUGGCUCCCCUUGCACGCUUUACACUAGGGUCUCUCUGGUCGUGGAGGCCCUUAAUGGCGGCCUUUGAGAUCAGAAGAUGCUUUCGAUCAAGAGCAGCACUUGACGCCCUAACAAUGGCGAUCAAAGAAGAAGCUCCCAAUCUCAUUCUUUACAAUUACCCUUCUUUCUCUGGAGCUUUUGCAGCUCUCUUUGCACACCUCUAUCAUUCAAGGAUGGGCCUUCCUUACCUCAUUUUGCCCUAUUCCCAAGUGGAGCCUUUCAGGAUUGAAGAUUUUAACAUGAAAGGUGUUACUACUUGUUAUCUCCUUGAUUUUGUUGGACCUAAAGGCUUUGCUGUAAAGCUCUCACAAGUAUCACAUGGUGUUGUCAUUUUUGAUCACCAUAAAUCUGCGAAGGCCCUACUCUCCCCUGUAGAAGAUUGUCCUGAGAACUUAUCAGUGCAUUACGACAUCACCAAGAGCAGUUCAUUGCUUGCAUAUGAUUAUUUCUCUGAAUUGCUUAACCAAAAUCAAUUAUGUAAUGACCAGAAUGGUAAACUAUCAUUGGUGAUUAGUGAUGACGUAUGGCAGCUGAAAAUGCUUCUCAAGUACAUCGAAGAUGCUGAUCUUCAGCAAUGGGAGCUAUCUGAGAGUAAUGCAUUUAAAAUCGGGCUUAGCAGUAUGCGUUCAAAACUGAAUUGCAUCACCAAUCCAUACAUAUUUGACCAGUUGCUUGAAAUGAGUCAUACAGAGUUCAUUGCCAAGGGACGUUCGUACAUUGAACACCGACAGGAUGCUGCCAAUAAGUUAUUGGACGGGGCUUUCAAAAUUCGUUUGGGAAAAGGAUUCUAUGGAGAGUGCCUGGUAAUGAUUUUAUUGUUAUAUUGAUUAGAUUUUCGAAGUCUGUAAGCAGAGAAACCGUUCUUUUUUGUAUGUAUUUGUCAUUAGUAGGUUGCCUAGCAAUGAUUUCAUUGUAAUAUUGAUGAUAUUUUAGAAGUCUGUAAGCACAGAAAAUUACUCUCAAGUAUUUAUAAUUCUUAGAUUUCAUGGUAACGACUAAGGGCAAACAUGCAAUUUAUUGUGUUUCUGCUGUGUAUAUCUUUGUUAUCAAUAUUAUGCUGUUGAUCCAUGUAACUAGGGGGAUGUUAAUUUUGUACCUAUAUAAGGCCCUCUGUGGGUCCUAAAAGCUAGUGAUGAAAAAAUCACCAAAUCGGAUCGUAAUAAUCUGAUCUGACUUAGAAUUGGGAAGUCAGAACCAUUGAAUCGCCCCUAUAUUCAGAAAAUUGGCUAGUUCACCAUAGCGCACUGGGUUGUUUUCGGCUAAAAAUUGGGAACCGGGCGAUUCUUGAAAAGUCGCUCGAUUUUCCAAACUCCGUCAUUGCAUCCUUGAAUAAGAAUUGGAUGUGGUUUUUCCUUCCAAUUGAUUGAUUUCUCUAUCGUUUUAACCUAUGUUUCUCUAAAAACAGGUGUCCCCUAUAUAUUUUCUCUCUUUUCUAGUUUGUUUUACGUUCUCUCCAUCUUGGAAGGCCAUUCAUCUUUGGUUCUUUCUUUGAUCAUGGUUUUUCUUUCUAUUUCUCUUAUUGAUUUCCUUUAAAUCUCAAAAUUUUUUGGUGUAUUUCUGACGUAGAGGUUCUUAGGGAUGUAGUUUUUCAAAUUUGGGGCUUCUUCUGUUUCUCUUCUAUUUCCCUUUCUCUAGCAAAUGAUUUUUUCUUAAAUCUAUGGCUUUUCCUUUGAUUCAUUAAUCAAUCUCCUUUGCAUUAUAGUCUUUCUCCUUUGUUUGAUUUUAACUAUUUUCUUUUGUAUAUAUGGUUUCUUCUGAUUCCAUCCUAUCUUGAGCAUCCUUACUUUGGAAAAUAUCAUUUGAAUUGAACUUCCAAACAAGAAAAGUCAGCUCUCUCUGUUCUAAUCCUUUUAAAACAACAUUAACCUAUUUUUGAAAAAAUCACUUUUGAGGCAAUUUCAACUGGAUCGCCUUGAAUCAGAGAUCUGACUCGAAACUGACAAUUUGACAUGGAUUUUCAGUUGACUGAGUCGGACCCUGCCUCCUAUUUUUUAAAAUCUGGUAAAAUCCACUUCCAUUUUUUUCUCGUUGUAGCACAUGGCUCGGAUAAUCGAACCUAUUUUGGGUUUCAUGGAUGUUUGGAUCUUUUGCCUCUAAGAAACCUUAUUCUUGCAGCUGGUCUUCCUUUAUUGUACUUAGAAUUAUACCAUGCCAUGAAGAUACUGGGAGAAGGUUCUGUCCUUCAUAGAUGUUAUUUGUAAGUGGUCUACUAUAAAAAAAGUUUAUUGACCUAACAAAUAAAUGAAUAAAAAAAAAGAAAAUAGAUCAGUUUAUUGAUUUGUGGUUUUCUAUUUGUGAUUUAUGGAUCCUACACCUUAAGAUGUAUAAGUUUGCUUGCUUUUGAACUGCUAAGGGACAUGACUGGAAUUUAUCGUGUUAUUCAGAUAUUGCAUUUUUUCCUUUUGAUCAAUUUUUAUAUUUUACUGGAAAAAGAACAAUAAGAUUGGUUCUGUAUUGGGUUCCCAUUCUCUGGCGAUGAGGGUUCAUUUUGGAGAACAAUUCCUCCAGGUCCAUCAACUCUGUAAAUUCAGAAACUAGGAAAUGCUUUAAAUAUUAGGAGCAGGCUUCAUGGGUUGGGGCGGUGAAACUGCAAUGUGGUCUUGAGGAUUCCAAUCCCACGUCAUACCUGCCCAAAGAUAAACAAAUAGUUAAGGAAAUGUUUUAUAUAUUAUUAAUACAAAGGGACAAGAAGUGUAACUCUUGAUGUAUUUUGUGGUUAUUCUAGCCUGGUGUUAUAGUUGCAAUAACCUUGAAAUCGAUUAGCUUACUGCUCCAAAUAACUGAUCCUAGAUUUUUUUAACUGAAACAUCUGGGAAUCACAUUUCGAGGAACUCUGCAUCAUGUGUUAGUGUACUCCAUACCAUGCUCCCAUCUUCUUGUGAUCGUGAUCGUGUUUAGUCCAAAUUGCAAUUCCAUGACAAUUGAUUUUUAUUCUGAAGUAUGGAGAACUAGGGAUUGGAGAUGUAACUGAUGCUCUUUGCUGAAAGUUAAGGAUAAUUUCUUCAAUUAUGAUUGUAAUUAGGGAAUAAAUUAAUUAAGAAAUUAAUGAUGGUCUCUUUAAUUAUGAUGGUAAUUAGGGAAUAGAAUAUAACACAUGUGAAAUGGUACUAUGAUCCACAUCACCACAUGAAUAUGUGGUCAUGGGGGUCGUCACUGUUCAUCCAAUCAAUAUGUUGGAUGGUUAAUGGUAAUGGAAAGAGAGUGGGCCACCAACAUGACAUGAGCUCCAAUAUGGUGUUCUAUUGUGUGGCUCCAUUCAACUCAUUGGAUAAUGAUGACCCUCACAGUCACAUCUUUCAUGUGGUCAUGUCAAUCAUGUCAUACUUUCCCAUAACAUAAAAGCAAAUUUGAUUAUUCAAAGAAAGGUCAUUAUAUGUGAUUCACCUUGUACUGCACACGAACACACAAAAAACUUUU
Messenger RNA from Amborella trichopoda, 3483 nucleotides. The record is from RefSeq and is a predicted model, not a curated record. NCBI's taxonomy places the organism in Eukaryota, Viridiplantae, Streptophyta, Magnoliopsida, Amborellales, Amborellaceae.